Messenger RNA from Paramecium octaurelia, 1713 nucleotides. The record is from the annotation of a GenBank genome assembly. Lineage: Eukaryota; Ciliophora; Oligohymenophorea; Peniculida; Parameciidae.
AUGGGAUCUUGCUACGGAAAGCGUUCUCAAAGUGAUUAUGGUACAUAGAACAUAGAUAACUAACCUGAAACAGAUAAUUCUUCACCAUAAAAAUUCUAACAUAUUGAUGGUAUAACUAUAAUAAUACAGAUAAAGAAUAAGCCUGUCUAGGCAAUUUGAUCAUCACAAACGAAAAGGUCGGACUUAUCACAAAGGAUUAUACCCUCUUGAAUCCACCCUUGGGAAGCGGUAUUCAAAUUAUUCAAACACUUUUAGGAGCAUAUGGGGAAGUCAGAAAAGCUAUCCACAAGAGCACAAAUAUGAUGAGAGCAGUUAAAAUUAUCCACAAGGCUUAAACAAGUAUGGAAGAAUAGGAGAGAUUGAUGAAUGAGGUUAAAAUACUCUAAAAAUUAGUAAUCAUUCUUAACUAUUAGAGGAUCAUCCAAACAUCAUUAAAAUUCAUGAAUUUUAUUAAGAUGAAAGUUUCUUUUAUAUCGUAACAGAGCUUUGUACUGGAGGAGAUCUCUUUGAUAAACUCAGUCAAGAGGGUAGUUUAUCUGAAAAGAAAGCCGCUGAAAUCAUGAAACAAAUAUUAUCGGCUAUCAAUUAUUGUCAUAAUGAGAAGAUUGUACACAGGUAAAUUCACUAUAAAUAUCCACACCUUAGGGAUUUGAAACCGGAGAAUCUUCUUUAUGAAUCUGAUAAGGAAAAUUCCAUGCUCAAAAUAAUAGACUUUGGAACUUCCAAAGAAUUCGUUCCCAAAUAAAAGUUGAAUCAGAAAUUAGGUAUUACCACUUACAUUGCCCCUGAAGUUCUAAAAAGGAAAUAUGAUGAAAAAUGUGACAUUUGGUCUUGUGGAGUCAUACUAUAUAUUUUGUUAUGUGGGUAAACUAAUUUAUCAUUUUGAGAUACCCUCCUUUUGAUGCGAGAUCUGAAGGAAGGAUUAUGGAAAAAGUAUCGAAAGGUGUUUAUUCAUUUGAUUCAUAAGAAUGGGAAGAAGUUACAAAAGAAGCCAAAGAAUUCGUUCGAAAAAUGCUGCAAUUUGAACCUAGUAUUUAAUAUGUCAAGUUAUCGUUUAGAUAAGAGAAUUAAUGCUCAAUAAGCUUUAAAUGAUCCAUGGAUUAAGAGAUUCACAAAUCCAACUGAAUUUGAUAGACCCUUGAUGACCGAAGUCUUAACAAAUAUGAGAAAGUUCACAAAAUAACAAAAAUUACAGGAAGCUGUUUUCAAAUUUAUUGUCGUUCAAUUGGCUACUAAGGAAGAGAAAGCUGAGUUGCUAAAGAUAUUUCAAUGUUUAGAUACAAAUCAAGAUGGAAAAUUGAGUAAACAGGAAUUAUUGGUGGGGUAUUCAAAGGUUAUGAAACCGAUUGAAGCUGCCGAAGAAGUUAAUUGCAUAUUUUAAUAAGUUGACAAAAAUAAUUCUGGUUCCAUUGAUUAUACAGGUAUAUAUUGAUAUCUUAUAAUAUUCAAGAGUUUGUAGUAGCAACAAUUGAUAGAUAAUAAUUGUUAUCGAAAUAAAGAUUACAAGUAACUUUUCAUAUGUUUGACAAAGUAUUUGAUACAUUUAUUUAGGAUAAAAGUGGAAGUAUAACUAUAGAUGAAUUGAAAGAGAUAUUUAGUGGAAUACCAGAGGAAAUGUGGAAAUAAGUUGUAUAAGACUUUGAUUCUAAUUCUGAUGGCUAGAUUUCAUUGGAAGAAUUCUUUGCGAUGAUGAAGAAAAUCGAUUGAUUAUUU